Messenger RNA from Hyaloscypha bicolor E, 1207 nucleotides. Its product is annotated as kinase-like protein. Gene Ontology annotation, biological process: protein phosphorylation. The transcript has a single exon. Gene Ontology annotation, molecular function: protein kinase activity; ATP binding. Lineage: Eukaryota; Fungi; Ascomycota; Leotiomycetes; Helotiales; Hyaloscyphaceae. Bases 279 to 1025 code for a protein of 248 amino acids. The record is from RefSeq and is a predicted model, not a curated record.
CCGAUGCCAAAAUUGGGGAUCACUACGGAGAAAGACUUCAAGCUGAAGAUUGAAGCUGAGGUGGCUUUACUCUCGAAACUACACCACGUAAGCUUCUUUAUUCUGUCUCUGAGUUACAGUUUGCGCUAAUGACUUGUUAGGAUCAUAUCCUCCAAUACCUGUGCUCCCAAGGUUGGUCUACAGGACAUGAUAUCAACAUCUUCCAACCAGUUUGCGAAGAGAGCUUUGACCGGCAGAUUGCAAACUUCAAAUCCCAAGAGGAGAGGCAGACCACGACGAUGACAAUGUUCCGCCAGAUUUCCCUUGGACUGCAUUACAUACACACGUACGAUCCGCCCAUCAUACAUCGAGAUGUAAAGCCUUCGAAUAUAAUGCGACGUCUUGGGAAAUACCUCCUCGGUGAUUUUGGCAUCGCCAAGACCGUCGACAACUCGCAUACUUUAGUCGGGACAAACUCCUACAUGGCGCCGGAGCUUUGGCAGGGAGGUGACCAGACAACAGAACUUGAUAUAUAUGGGCUUGGUGCGACUGUCAUUGAGGCUUUGGACGGAUUUCCGGACCUGGCAAAGCGGCCCGCUACAUGGCAGCAAUGGCACCAUUUUCUCCAGAUCCGUGCAAAUGAGCAUCCUAUUGCAUCGAUGCUCGCCAGGAGUCCUGACGAGCGUCCAACUGCGCAUCAGAUCGUCCGCACCUUCUUUCCCGACGAGCUUCCUCCAAUGGGAUGGACACGGAUAGGGUCGACGGGGUUAUUCCCGAAAAUUCCUCGACCGACUCCACGAAAAGGGGUCGUUUCCAGACGACACAAGCAACCAGAUGUCACACGCACAAAGCCUGCCAAGUCUGCAAACCAGAAACGAAAGAAAAGUCGUGCGAGGUCUCAAUCUGCAGGGGUGCCAAACUCAAGAUCGAAGAGCGUCCGAGCUAAGGUACACGAAAUGAGAGGCGCGGGGAAGGACCUUCGGAAAGGACGGGGAGAUGGAGAUGUGGCAACUGAAACUCGAGAUUGUACGUCGUCUGAAUCCUAAGCAGAGGAUGGAUUCGACGAGCACAAACCUCACGCGUAUUAUAGCCGUGAACGAGCCGAUUCAGAUAUGGCAAAUGUGCUGCGAUCCCGAAGCCGCUAGCUACUAUGAGAAUGUUCUCGCAGUCGUAUUUUUGUCUCAUUGGCUACGCACACGGACGCGUCUCUCCUGUUCCCCCGGUCGCC